GUCUCAGUUAUGUUUCUGCCACUCCAGCAAACAUGCACCAAGCUGUACACAUUAUUUGUGGCACUGGUGAUUCACACAAACUCUAUAUCUAUUGGUAUGUCACAAGGCUUCUCAGCCGUUCUAAUACCACAGUUGGAAAACAGCUCGAUAAAAAUAGAUAGUGAAGACGCAUCAUGGAUUGCCAGUUUGGGAGUGAUAUCGACACCCGGAGGUGCCUUGAUCUCAGGACUUCUUGCAGAAGCCGUCGGAAGGAAAACGACUCUUCAAAUCACAGCAUUCCCGUUUCUUUGCGGUUGGAUCCUAAUGGCACUUGCACAGAACAAAAUAUGGUUAUGCAUCGGAAGAUUCAUCACUGGAUUUGCUAUUGGGAUGGCGGCAACUAGUUAUGUGUACUUAGCUGAGAUCAGCUUACCAUCUGAAAGAGGAAUGCUUGCUUCACUUGGGCCAGUUUUUGUCUCGUUUGGCGUUUUAUUGGUCUACUGCUUUGGAUAUUUUAUGGAUUGGCACCUCGCUUGCAUUGUGUGUGCUGCGACUGCUGCGUUCAGUUUUGUCGUCAUUCACUUCUUGCCGGAGACACCACCAUACCUUGUAUCAAAAGGAAAAUACGAGGAAGCGCAAAACACACUUUUUUCGCUAAGAGCAUCUAGAGACGUGGCUGAAAAAGAAAUGAACCAAGUGUUACUAUCCAUUCACAAAAAGAAGACGCUCUCACUUACGGAAUAUCUUUCUCAGCUUAAAGAGCCAGGCGUGUGGAAACCAUUCCUCAUCCUCGUUUUCUUUUUUAUUUGCCAGGAAGGCUCAGGGAUGUACAUAUUGGUCUACUACAUGACCAACAUUUUCCAAGAUAUUGGGUCUGUAUUUGACAGCUCGGUUGAAUCGAUAAUUGUAGGAGGUGUGCGGCUUUUUACGAGUGCUGUUGGAUCAAUCUGUAUCCAAAAUUUUGGCCGUAGACCGCUUGCAAUGUUCUCUGGAUUGGGAAUGGGUAUUUCAAUGGGUUGUGCUGCCAUUUAUGAAUAUAAAUUUGGCCAUUUGUUCAUCGAAGACAGGCCUUGCCCGUACAUACCUUUGAUAUGUUUUAUUCUGAACGUGGUUGCUAGCAUGUUGGGAAUGCUCCAACUGCCAUGGCUUAUGAUCGGUGAACUUUUUCCUUUAUCAGUACGAGGAGCGAUGAGCGGAGUCGUAUCAUCAUUAGCUUAUUUAUUUAUAUUUGCACUUAUCAAAGUUUAUCCAAAUUUAAUGUCGUUGGAAUUGUUUGGCAUGAUGGGGUUGUUCAGCAUAAUAUCACUUAUGGCUGUUGUAUUUGUAUAUUUUUUCUUACCUGAGACCCAAGGGAAACUUCUAAUCGAUAUUGAAAAUUCAUUUAAAAAGGCAAAAACAGAGCAAAUAUCAGAUCCAAUUUACAUCCUUAAAAUACCAUGCUCUUCUGAUGCAGCCAUGAGAGGAAAUUUUUUCUUUGAUGAAGCAAUGGUCUUCGCAUAUUCUCUUCGUCCGAUCAGGAAAAUUUCUCACAGAACUUGUUUUCAAAUGAGAAAAAAUAUGCACAGUCCAAAAAGAAUAAAGAUCACAGACGUAAAUCCACAUUUGCUUUGUGUUCUGUGCGGAGGAUACUAUAUUGAUGCGACUACAAUCAUCGAGUGCCUCCAUUCAUUUUGUAAAAGCUGUAUAGUCAAGUAUUUGGAAAAGAACAAAUACUGUCCUAUCUGUGAUGUUCAAAUUCAUAAAACGUUCCCCCUUUUAAAUAUCAGAAGUGAUAAAACUUUACAGAAUAUUGUCUAUAAGCUAGUCCCAUCCCUUUUCAAAGAUGAAAUGCAAAGAAGGGUAUCCUUUUAUGAGAAAAAUCCAAACUUAUUACCGUCAGUACCUGAAGAUAGGGGAGAAAUAACAGAUACGACUCCGAUCCUCUUUCCGGAUGAACUUCUUAUAAUCAGUUUAGAUUAUCAAAAUGAUAAAAAUCCAGAACAGGUACCAAAAAGAUACUUUCACUGUCCGGCAUCUAUCACUGUUGCACAUCUUUCAAAACUUAUACGAGGCAAAUUCAGUCUUUUGCCAACUCAUCAAGUAAACAUAUUUUUUAAAGAUGACUUCCUUCAAGAAAAUCUUACUUUAAUGGACAUUGUCUAUACUUAUCAGUGUAGGAGGAAAGUUCCUAUUCAAUUAACAUAUCGGAUAUUGGAACUGAAAAAGAAGACGAUCAAGUUGAUGCCUCCUGUUGAAAAAAAGGAAGAGAAAGUUGAAAAUGAAUCUCCAAAACAAGAAGCUGAUGUUAAGAUGGAAACAGACAAGGACGAAACUAAGGUAAAACCAAAUGACAGCGUUGAAAAAAAUGUCGGGAAAUUAGAGGCCAAACCGCUGAACUCUGAAAGCUGGAAAGAGGUCCAGCUGCAAAUAAGUGAAAAUGGUGUGAUGAGUGUAAGGAAUAUGGAGAACAGUGAGUGUUCCCCGAAACCAGCAGUUGAAGCGCCUGUGUGUAAAGUUCAGUCGACUGCUCCUCCGACACAUCCGACAGCUAGCAUGUCUGCAAUAACAGCCUCUUUGUUGACUACGACUGCUACUACUACAAUUACGACAAGUAGUACUAGAACAGAAGUUCAGCCUACACUCCAGUCUAACGGUCCGGCAGUUUCCAUUCCGGGAACAAAACUCACUAUGACCCCAUCAGGAUUCAGUUCAGUUCCGCGGUCGUCGACACAACCUAUACUAAGUGUUAGUAAAGUAACUAAGGACCAAGUAAAAAAAAACUUAAACAGUGUCGAAGUAAACAAAUUGAGCAUAAGUCGAGUUCUCCCUGGAAAGUUCAAAGAGAAAAGCGAGACACUUAAUAAAAUAGUGAGUAAAUUGAGUCCAAAUGAAAGAGUUAUCGGAAAUACAUCAGUUACAAUUCGACCUGUUGUGUCCCCUACACCAAAACCCAAUAACCCUGCAAGUCCAAAUCUCCCUCCGCAUCCUGCAAACACCCCACAGGCGAAGACUUUAAAGCCAGAACGAAAACCUCAGCAGACUAUUAAAUACAAAACCCUGACUUCACCUACAAAACAGUGGAAUCCGAGUAUAGAUAGGACUACCAUGUUAACACUGAAACAAAAUUGUGAUAUGUCUAAACCACCUAGAUUCUUCAAAAUGCGCAACAUGCCGAGAUAUUUGGGAAAUCCGGCUUCAGGGGUUAAACCCAUGUAUGCAGGUAGUGAAGAACCGACACACAAGGAACUGCAGAAACCUAGGUCUCCAACAAAACUACCACCUCCUUAUACACCAGGUGCGCCAAAAAAUCUGAAACCUUUUUCAGAUAAGACUUCAUGGGGCCCUGCUAUGCCUAGUCCUGCACAUACCAGCCCAUUUCUCCCUCCUACUAAUCCUUAUCAUUUAUUUUAUUCUGGAUUUCACAAUCCUUAUUCGAACCCAGAUUCCUCAUCCUUGCUCGUAGGGAGUAACACGGACCUCUUGAGGUCGAUGGCGUUUCACGCUUCCCUCCGACCUUCUAUAAAUAUGAUGUUCAAUCCUUUGCAUAACAUUACCCGCCCUUCCUUGGAUUCACCUCCAACAAUUCAAAGAAUACCAAGGUCAAAGUCGCCCUUAAAAAUUGAAGACAGGCCCGAUAAAACUAACCAUACACCAGCAUCGACCUCAGCCAAUUCUAAACCGAUUGAACCACCAAAAUUACCCCAACCAGCAGUCAGUGAAGCACCACCAGUAAGCGAAGCCGCUCUUCCCCCUUUGCCUCCUCCUCCCCAACCACCCCCGUCAAAAACUGAGCCUCCGCUUGAAAAAAUGGAUUGUAGUGAACCUCCAAUUAAUAAUAAUAUCCCUUCAGCUCAGCCUCCCCCUAAACCGACAGAAGAAAUAGUUCCAGCACAAUAGUGCUGAUAUCUUUACAUUGACUUCUUAUUUGCUAUAACUUGUUUUAUUUUUAAUUUUAAAAAUGUAAAAUCACAUUUCACAUCAUUGAAAUUAGAAAUUUCAAUUGAAACUUGGUUACAUGAAAUGUGCGAAACAUUGUUUUAGCGACGUAGUCAUUAAGCUUACAAAAUUGGAAAUAUAUAUUAUGGAAAGUCAGAAAUUUUCCAGGACAAUAUUUGAAUAUAUUUUUGCAAAAAGAUUUAUUAAUUCAGUCAAAAAUGUUGCCCUUUUUAUAUUUAAGUGGAAAGAAAUAUUCAAUGUUCAAUCUUCGAUUAGCUGAAAUAUUUAAGAUCUGUUACAACAUUUAACAAUUCUUGUAAAUUGUUAUUUAUUUAAACGAAUACUGCAUGAGACAGGCAUUUAUAUAAGAUUUAAAAUAUGGGCUUCAAAAUUUUGCUCAAUUUGUUUUUGUUUUAAUAUCAAAAUUGUAUAAAAUGGUUGUUUCUAGCAUCAAAUUUUAAAAUUGUACACAGAUAUUUAAAGAAAGAUA
Cimex lectularius (bed bug) is the source of this 4384-nucleotide messenger RNA. RefSeq lists its product as uncharacterized. The record is from RefSeq and is a predicted model, not a curated record. Gene Ontology annotation, molecular function: transmembrane transporter activity. The coding region runs from base 10 to 3855 and encodes 1281 amino acids. NCBI's taxonomy places the organism in Eukaryota, Metazoa, Arthropoda, Insecta, Hemiptera, Cimicidae. Gene Ontology annotation, cellular component: membrane. The transcript has 10 exons. Gene Ontology annotation, biological process: transmembrane transport.